This is a messenger RNA of Gigantopelta aegis, 6628 nucleotides long. Its product is annotated as dentin sialophosphoprotein-like. Lineage: Eukaryota; Metazoa; Mollusca; Gastropoda; Neomphalida; Peltospiridae. The record is from RefSeq and is a predicted model, not a curated record. Bases 255 to 3206 code for a protein of 983 amino acids. The transcript has 10 exons.
GAAGCAGCCAUAUUUGUUGUUGUGUGAUUUCUGUGACUGUGAAAAGUAGCAUAUCAGUGGUGGCGUGGAGAUACAGGAAGACACUGGAUUGUACCGGAUUUUCGCACAUUUUUACGCGAACUGCAAGCAGUGGUCUGAUGCUGCACGCUGCAGGGAUGGUACCAAGCAUGCACCUGACUUAAACGUUGAAACACCUGUCCAGUUACUGGACACCAACUCCAGAUCCAGGCCAGAGCAUUGGCUAGACCGCCAUCAUGGCUUCAGGAUCUGAAGACAUGCUCACACCUGAUGAGGACACACCGGUGGAGGUGCCUGAAACGACUGAUGUGAAAGGUGAUGGCAAAAAACGAAAAUUCAAACCAUUGGAAGCAAUGAGGAAAUUGUUCAAGGGCGGGCGGAAACGCAGCAAGUCAAAAGACGACCAACAAGGAACCAUUGUCACACAGAAGGCAAAGUCAACGCCGGCCUUGCAAACAGCGAACGAGGAUGAGGAUGAUGAUGAUGGAGGAUUUAAGAACCGAGCCACGAGACCGCUGGGUGGUGCGCGGAGUAUAUCGGAGGACAGUGUGUUUUCACCGGAGCAGCGUGACCCGAGUCUAGGACCGCUCAACAAGAUUGCUGUGUCUGAGGAGAACCUCGCCAGACCUGCCUUUCAUAAUGAACUGUUCAGCAAGUUGAAGAAGCGUCAGUCCCAGUAUUCUGAGGACGAUGGCGGUGCAGAAGAUGGAUUUGGACAACUUAAGACUCAAGCAUCAAGCAGUAGGGAGAGUGACAAGAGUUUAAUCAGCAUGGACAGUUCGGAUAAUGAAGAGGAGGAUAUUUUUAUGAGCAACUGGCCUGCUGCACAGAAACCAAAGAGGGUGGGCAAAAGCUCUGGCUCAAGUCAGCCCAUGGACUUUGAAUCUGUGAAGAGUUCACAGCACUUGACCUCUGAUGCUGCCAAACACAAGUUGUCUGUGAGACCCAACAAACGAAAGGCCUCCAGACAGUCCCGCAUACAUCGAGAUGUCAAAGCAACACAUGGUCUUCCAAGCUUACACGAAGAGUCUCCAGUCAAAACAGAGGAGCAGAGUUCAUACAGUAUUACAUCAACUGAUGUGUCACAGUCUGACAUGUCUAACAGUUAUUCUGAGGUGCUACAAGUUUCACAUUCUGAUACUUCCGACAAGACAAACAUUUCCAUAGUGCUAUUACCACAAACGCCCAACACGGAGCCUCUCAAACCCUCUAGAGAUGAGCCCACGUCACCCGGUGCUGUUAGCACCAGUGGUGAGACCAAGAAAGAACAGACUGCGUUUGGCAGUUCACACAUAUCGUCUGUCAAAGUGGAAGAAAAAUCCUCACCUAAAGUAUUGCGGUCUCAUUCGGGACGACCACGUGAAGGUUCUGAUGUCCAGGGUGUGGUGCCCUCGAGCGACCAGCAGAACGAACUCUCUCAGGCAUUUAACAAGGUGAAACGCAGGUCAGUUAAGUUGACACAGGAUGAGGAGAGGGAUGCUCUUCCUUCAAAGGAGGCAGCUGGUGCUUCAAUGCCAAGCCAUGUGUCUGGACCGGCAGUGAGUGUUUCAGGCAAGUCUGGAGAUAAAGUCGAGGUGAAGUCUUCUUCCAAGCCACAGCAGAGUUCAGUGUCUGUCUGUUCUACCCAGUCUUCACAGUCUGAGCCAAAGGACUCGAACAUUACUGUUAUUUCUACUUCAGUGGAUCAUAAACAACCUGUAGUCAAGAAAGUGUCCAGUGAGUCCAGGAAAGAGGAGGAUAAUAAAUCGGAAACCAGUUCUGUUAAGUCAAACACUAGUUUCAAACGGGAGGGUUUGAAGGCAACAGAUACAUCAGAUGUGGUUUCACCUGCUCGUGAAGAUUAUAAACUGCGACGCCAGUCUCGCAGUAAGACAUUACCCGAGCAACCAGUGGCUAAAGACGAACAGUAUGCUUCUAAAAUACAAAGAACAAAUUCCCACAGAGUGGACUUUGGAAGCGGUUCCCCUUCUGCUUCACCUAAGAAGAAUGAUGUAAUGACAUCAUCAGCCAUUAUGACAUCGGACCUGACGGCAAAGAAAAGUGAUCCAAAGAGAUGGACAUGGACAGAGCCGGUAAACACUGAACCAGAAUGGAUGGCUGCCUUACGCAAAAAAAAGGCAGUUGGUAACGACAGUGAGAGUAAUGCUGGUACAAAGACACAGCAGAGUGAAGCUAAACCCAAGGAGGUGUUCACUGUGGAUGUUGGUAAAGACAAAAAGAAGGUGGAAUCUGUGGGUCAGACUGUGGGCAGUACAAAGACAAAAGCAACAGUUAAUUCACAAGUAGAGGUGGCACCACUGAGUAAAACUGGUGUGGGUUACAUCCCAGGCAGAGGUGGUAGUGUGAAAGUGGAUUCUGCAACAAGGCCUGAUAGUGUAAAGUCAUUCACUUCCAGAGCAAGCAGUGUCAAAGUUCCAAGUUCUAAGUCUGAUACAGUAAGUGCAAAGAUAUCUCCAACUGAAGAAACCACAAAAUCUUUCCCUAGAGUUGAGCCUGCUAAAACAUCUAGAGUUGAGCCCGCUAAAAUGUCUAGAGUUGAACCUGUUAAAUCCACAAGAGUUGAAGCCACUAAAUCAUUUAGAGUUGAACCCAAUCAAACAUCUAAAGCUGAGCCCACUAAAAGUUCAAGGAUUGAACCCACAAAGCCAUCUUCCACUGUUCUUCCUGAUUCUGCAAAACCACUGUACUCUCUGGCAGACUCUCGGAAGUCAUUCUCGAAAACAGACAGUCCUAAAACAUCUCCAAGCAUAGUUACAUCAUCCACUCCAUCAGAACCAAAGAAAACAUUCUCCAGGGUGGACAGCACUAAAGCAUCAUCACCGUCGCAUGGAUCCAACUUACCCAAAGUUUCAGAGUCUGAAGUGAAUAAGAAACCCGACUCGAAACCAGCAAUGUCAUUCAAUUCCCGGGGAUCUGUGCAAUCGAAGGACUCGGUUGCCAAACCUAGUGCUACCUCAUGGAAGACGAACACCCAGAAGAAAGAGAACGUCAAGGAGAAUCCUCUGGCCCCGGUGAAAAUUGAAAUCAUAGAGAAAGACCAACCAAAGGUGGAGGUUCCACUCAAAAAGAAAAUUUCUCCUUUGACAUCUGAAACUCCUGAAAAGUUUUCCUCACAUCGGUCUUCCAAGGUUCUCGACAUGGUGAAGAAUUUUCAGAAAAUGCAGACGGCUGAGCCAGUGGUUCAGUGACAGCUGAAAUGGAAAAGUCUUUUAAGUGAUAACUGUGAACAAGCAUAUUGGUGACAACAAAACACUGAGCAAGUGUUUUAAUGACAACUGAACAAGUGUUUCUUUGACAACUGAACAAGUGUUUCAGUGACAACUAAACAAAGCGUUUCAGUGACAACUGAAAAAGUGUUACAGUCACUGUGACUACAAUAUUGUGAUUUACAGAUUUUUACUAAAAACAUAGUUUCAAGAAGUUUAAUGGUGCAUUGUAUAUCAGAGCCAGAAAAUUCCAAAGCACUGGAUGGUGGUUAUCAAACGAUGUCUUGUUUUAUACUUAGCCAACUGCUUGGAGUCUAAUUACAAACUUAGUUCACUAGUUUAGGUACAAAAUCGGAAGAAGAAUGGUUUUCUUUUUUCCGUGCUGGACCAUGAAGAAAAAUAAGGCCAUUAGUAGUAACCGUUAGACCAUAAAUGGUAAAACCAAGUUGCUAGCUUCAAGUUAGUGCAUUGACAUGUAAAAUAUAAUAUUCACUAGGGUGGACCUAGAAAAUAUUUUACGGAGGGGACCAAGGGCAAAAGAACACAUGAACCAACUCACUGAAAAGGGCAUUUCAAUGAAAAUUGUAAACAAAUUGUUCCAAAAAAAGGAAAACUUUAAUUAUCUCCUCGCAGUGAAUUUUCAUGAAACUUCAUAACACCUUGAAAGAGUUCAUGUUUUACAUCUGCAUCGAUGGUCAAAGUUAUUAUUGCUAAAAAUAGAAAUAUGCCAUCAUUGCUUUAGCAACUUAAGUUCUUAUCUGAUUAUUUGUGAAACUUCAUAUAUGUAGGAAAAGGAUAAUGAUGUUUAAUUUUUUUAGGGGAGAAGACACAUUCUGAGAAACCAGUUAGUGUAGUGGUUAAGGCUGGUCAGUACUUGGUUCACACCCCAGUACUGGUUUCAUCCAGAGUGAGUUUUAACAACUUGCUGCGUAGGUGUAAGAACACUAUACAGACUAACCACUAAUUACUAAUCCACUGUCUGGAACAAACGGCUCAGCAUGCUUGAACUUUAAUUGGACAUAAGCUCGGAAAUAUGUUCAAACAAAUAAACCAACCAGGUGUAAAACAAAAAUGGCAUGUAGAAAAGAGGUUUUAAAAUUGUUUUAUCUUAUCCUUUUUUUUAAUACCUAAUGGCCAUAUUUCACAGUGGGAUGCUUUGCAUAAUUGUAUAUUUUGAUAUAUAUUAUUAUGUAAAAAAAAUUAAAGUUACUUGUUGUUUUUGUACACCACUGGCACUGUAACAGGUUACAGAGUUUGUAAAUAUGUCAUUCCAUUUAAUAUUUAGAGCAGUCUUUAACAUUCAACAGUGUAUUUUGUGAUUUUUCUGCUGAUAUUAAAGCUUGAGGGAACAAAGGGAGGUAACAAUAAAAAAAUAAGGCAUUUGGCAAUAAAAUUUCAGAUUCUUUGUUUUGCUUUAUUUACACUGUUUUAGUUUGUUCUUUAAGUUAGUAAGCAUCUGUCUCAGAUUUAUAGUGUUUUCACCUGUUGAUUUGUUUUUCUUCUUCUCGUUUUGUUUCUGUACUUUGUAGAUCAAUGUACCUUGUACUAUUAUAAUUGUUAUGAGAUGCCCCAAUAGCUCCAAGGAUGAAACUGUGUACUUUAACAACUAAAAUUGAUCACUUUUAUAUAUAUUGCUUUUGAUUUAAAACAGAUUACAAUUUAAAUGGUUAUUUUCCCUUUCUAGAAUACCGUAUUAUAACUUCUAAAUAGAAUUCCUUUUGAUGUAUUUCAGUUAACGGUAAAUUGAAGUAAGCAACCUGCCCACCCCUCCCAACCCAAUGUAUUCUGCUCAAUGGUAAUGGAAUGAAAAUAUAAAUAUUUUUUAUCAGUGAGUUUUUAUUUUUUUAAAAACAUAGCUCACAUUGUGAACACUACAUAUACAUAGUUUGUUUCAUUAGUUGUCAAAAAUGCUAAUGACAUUUAUAUGAUCACCUUUGUAUGGUGUUGUAUUUUCACUGCUAUUAACAAUAUUCACUCUUAUAGUAUAUUUUAUAGUGGGACAAUGCUCAAAAAAGCUGUGAUCCAAGUUUUUUUUCGGAGCCUUUUUGAAAAAGAAACGAGCCAUUUGAAACCACUCGAAUUUAAUUAACAUUAUUUUGUCAUUAAUUAUUAAAAGUAUGAUUGAACUUUACAGGGAUAUUAUAAUGGCAUAUAGCAAACAAUUACCUAUUCAAUUAUGAUAAUUGGGCAUUUAAAUUUGGGCAUAAAAAUGGCUUAUUACCAUUUUUUAAUUUUUCUUAUUCUGUCUUUAUACAUGUAGUUCUGAAAAUAUAUGGCCUAAUUAAAAUAAUAUAUUUAAAUUUUAAUGUUUUAAUUUUCUGUAUUAUACAUAUACCUAUAUAGUAGGUUCUUUUUACAUCAUUAAUGACCUAUGUAUUCAGUGCCCUUCGUUUCACAUUAAAAAUUCUAUUUUGUAUGAACCACAUAUAUUUUUCAUGCAGUCACUUUUACUUUUGAAUAAUGUAGCCUAGUGUAUAUAAAUGUGUAUAUACCAUCAUGUAUUAUAUGUAAAUAUUAUACAUAGAUGUAAAGACAGGUAUAUAUAUGUAUAUGAUAUAUUGUUUUAUAACGUACAUGUACGCUAAUUUCAUGGGUUUGAAAAAACAUAGUUGAAAAAUUCUUUUCAAUCACAGGGUUGUCUAUUACAAUUAAUACAUUGUAUUUAGAUAGUUGCUUAACUGCACAUCAUUUUAAAUUCACUAGAUGAACUCCUUCCAUUAUAAAUCUAUCGGUGUCUGAAUUAAAUAUUUACUCAUAGUCUGCACCAUUUAUGCAAGCAAAGGCUUUAAUUCCAUCUCAUCGUCAGACAAUAUAUCAUUUCAUUUGGUGAACUUACAUCACAAAUACAUCAGUUCAUGAGAUGAUCUGGCAUCAGCCAAUGUAUAUUUUCUCUGGGUGUCUGAAAAACUGUAUAAACUCAUUUUAAACAUCUAAUGCAAUUUUAUUAUCGAUCAUCAGUUUGCAGAAAUAUUGAUCAAGGAUUGAUUAGUAAUUGAUUACAGGUACGUCAUGCUUUUGGAAACUUAAGUCUGUUUGCUGCAUGUGCAAACACAUUGGAGUUGUCAGGUUUUUUUUUUUGGGGGGGGGGGGGGUUGUUAAAGAAAAAUUGAGUGUACUAUCACUUGAGGUCACAGUAACACACUUGUGCCAGAAAUGAUGAUUUUACUGCUUACAGUGAUUUAUUAAUAUCGGGUAUGUGCAUAAUCCACUACAUGUAAUAGAAUCUUAAACAGACUUCAGUUUACAACAAACAUGAGUCAGUAAUGUACUAAUGUUCCUUUAACAAAACAAUAUUCUUAAGCAAACAAUAAAUAGAGGAUAAUAAACAAGUUACCAGUUAUUAUCAAAUUUAUGUCCCGAGUGAAAUAAUUUUCAGUUGUCACGAGCUUUAUUAUUUCACGAGG